GUUCCUGAGUCCUGUUUAACGUUGACUAGUGAAACCUUAAAGUGAAGAUGGGUCUGUGUGUAUUAUACCUUCUACUGGCGGCGUCCCUGGCUAAGGUACAAUGCCAAGUUUACGACGAUCACCGGUACGUCCCUGUGACGAUCAUUACCCAAACCGUUUACGAGACCGUUACGAAGACCCACACGCUGAGGGAGACUUCCACUUCUGAUGUGUGGAUCACUGACCAGACCACCGUAGUGCUCCCUGUCACCCAGUACACUACCGACUGGGACUUUGUGUCAUCAGACCCCAACACCCGGACCUCUGUAGUGAGGGUCACCUCCACCCCGGUCGACAUUGUGACAGCGACGGUAGCAGUAGUUCCCGUCAGGACCCACGUGUCUGUGUACACCAGCUUCCACACCACCACUACCAUCCUUGAGUACUGGCAGAGCAUCACCCACGUCUCCCUCGAACACCUGGUGGUGACCGUGGCGGAUUACUCCACACAAGAGCUGGUGCAGGAGAUCAUCUCUACCACCACAGAGUUCGUCACCAGCACCACCACGUCUACCACCUUCGGGUAUCACUAAUCUUAUCACUUGCCUAUUAUCCUUGAUCACUACCUUCGGCUCUUAUCUUGUCACUUGUAUAUUAUCCUUAAUAAAUGUGUAAAUUGA
This is a messenger RNA of Homarus americanus (American lobster), 659 nucleotides long. RefSeq lists its product as uncharacterized. NCBI's taxonomy places the organism in Eukaryota, Metazoa, Arthropoda, Malacostraca, Decapoda, Nephropidae. The record is from RefSeq and is a predicted model, not a curated record. The coding region runs from base 48 to 572 and encodes 174 amino acids. The transcript has 6 exons.